AUGCUGUUUGGCAGCGAAUCUUCUCCAUUGAACCUUGGUUUCAAGUGCUGUGACUCAGAGGGCUUCUUUCAAGGCCAGGAUCAGAUCUACAGGUCCUGUCUAAUGCUGUGGUUCAGGAAGACUGGAGAGCCCCCACUAAUAAAUGGCUGGAUUCCUUUCCUUGGCAAGGCUUUGAUUUUUAGAAAAGAUGCUUUCAAAUUCUUAUUGGAUCAGCAAAAGAAACUUGGAGACAUUUUCACUGUACAUAUUGCUGGUAGAUAUAUUACCUUUAUCAUGGACCCAUUUCAAUAUGUCUAUGUCAUCCGAAAUAGCAAGCAACUUGAAUUCCAUGAAUUUGCUAAUAAAAUGGCUUCCAAAACUUUUGACUACCCAGCCCUGUCUAAAGCCAAAUUCCCAGAUCUUAAAGAAAACCUACAUAGAAUCUACCAGUAUCUACAAGGCAAGCCUUUGGAUAUAAUUUCUGACCACAUGAUGAAAAAUCUCCAGGAUAUAUUUGAAUGGAAAUGCUCACAAGCAACAGAUUGGGAAACAGAAAAAAUGUACAAAUUCUGCUGCUCUGUAAUGUUUGAAGCCAGUUUUGUAACACUAUAUGGAAGAGUUCCUGCUGCAGAUGGCCACAAAGUUAUUAGUGAAAUCAGAGACAAAUUUAUCAAGUUUGAUGCCAGCUUUCCCUAUUUAGCUGCAAACAUACCAAUUGAGUUGCUAGGAGCUACCAAGAAGGUUCGGAAGGAGCUUAUACAUCAUUUUUCACUUCAGAACAUGACAAAAUGGCUGGGAGGGUCAGAAGUGGUCCAAGCCAGACGAGAUAUAUUUGAGAAAUAUGAGCUGCUCGGAGAUUAUGACAAAGCAGCACAUCAUUUUGCCUUCCUGUGGGCCUCUGUGGGAAACACGAUUCCAGCUACAUUCUGGGCCAUGUAUUAUCUUCUGCGGCACCCAGAAGCUCUUGCAGCGGUGCGUGACGAGAUUGACCAUUUGCUGCAGUCAACAGGUCAAAAGAGAGGGCCUACGUAUAACAUCCACCUCACCAGAGAACAAUUGGACAACCUGGUCUACCUAGAGAGUGCCCUAAACGAGAGUUUACGAAUGUGCUCGUCUUCCAUGAACAUUCGCAUCAGCCAGGAGGAUUUUGUUCUCAAGCUUGAAGGGGAUCAGGAAGUCAGUUUGAGGAGAGGAGACUGGAUAGCCCUUUACCCUCAGAUUUUGCACAUGGACCCUGAGGUCUAUGAAGAUCCUAAGGAGUAUAAGUUUGAUCGUUACAUAGAAAACGGCAAGAAGAAAACCACAUUCUACAAAGCAGGAAGAAAACUGAAAUAUUUCCUAAUGCCCUUUGGCUCUGGGAUCAGCAUGUGUCCAGGGAGGUUCCUUGCAAUGAAUGAGAUGAAGAUGUUUCUUUUCUUGCUUUUGGCUCAUUUUGAUGUAGAACUAGUGGAAAACAAAGCUGUCAGACUUGACAACAGUCGUAUGGGCCUUGGUAUCCUUCUGCCAAAUGUUGAUAUUGCCUUUCGUUACAAGCUAAGGUCCUUAAGAAAGUGAGUGGCUGCCUAUAUGCCUUCCACUAAUCUCAGUGUUUGCUCUGUUUCCUCACUCUACUUUAUAUUUUUUGGGAAUGUUUGCUUUUUCCCUCUGUUUUCAUCUCCUUCCUGUUUGUUUCUAAGGAGAAAAGCCCUUGAACUGGAGGUGAAUGUCAGAUGCUGGGACAUGCAACCUCCACCUGUCCUGCCUGAGUUCAUAGUGAGGUGAGAUGACUAGAGCUGGGCUGCAUAAAUAGCCCGGUGUGCCUCCAAGAAGGAUUCCUGAAUUCUUGGGCAUGAGUAGAGCAGGAUUUACAGGGAGGCUGACCUCAAGCUGAAUCCAGGCUGUAUAUAUGGGAAACUUGGCUCAGCAGCUGUAUCUUGGGAACCGCUUGGACUCCUUGGAAACUUGAUAAUUGAGGUACACUGCACAGAUGUCCUUUGAGCCAAAAGGCUUUGUUCCUUAACAGGGUUCCCUCUCUUUAGUUUGAGAGGUCCCAUAUACUUACCGUCUGGAUGCAUCAUCACUGCAUCUGCUCAAAGAAACAUAACAGCAAGAAAGGGGGAACUUAAAGUUCUGUAUGGGUGACAUAUUCCCCAUGUGACAUAUUCCCUGGAAGGAAAGGAUUUCUAAUAAUUAUCAUCCUAACUUUCUAUUUAUCCUGCUCUCUUCAUGGUCCUACGUGUCUUAGUCCUUAAAUAGGAGAUGCAGUGGAAGAUGGGUGGGGGGAUGAUUUUCAGGAGUGUCUUACUAGGGACACAUCUCUGGCUUCAGUGGUAUGUACUGAGGGUGAAGGCUUUGUUGUUUGUGCAAAGCAAAGAAAUUAAAAUCUGUGAUUUUUUUUCCUGUGGUCCAUUAACGUCAGAGGGGAAGUUCUAUUGAUUUUAAUGGACUCUAGAUCAAGCCUAAAUUACGUAUUUUGGCUUUUGAGCCACAAAAGUGAACUCUUCAGGGAGAAAAUAUAUGAGCCUGUUUGAAAUGAUGCUAUCAUCUCAAAAAUUACGUUCUGUUUAUCUUUAUCUUACUGUUUUACUAGUAACACGUCUGUUUGUUAGUUUCUUCUGACAAUUUCUUGUGUAUGUUAGUUUUUCCAAAAAAGCAAAAGAAUGACAGAGGUCUUUAAGGACAAGUGUGAUUUCUAAAACUAUUUUUAAUGGUGUUUUAAUGUGUCUAAGUUAUCCAUAGGCAGAGUAGUCUAGCCUCUGUUUGGAAACGGAAUUAUCUGCUUACAAAUUGGAAAGUUAUUUGCAUCAGUGGUUCCUGUUGGAGAUGACCUCUCCUAAGUCUUUAGUUCAACCUUCUUGAUGGUUUAAGAGGGGAAAAAAGACAAACAUAAAGGAAUUUGAGUUAAUUGGUGCUAAUACAGGGUUUUAGUCAUCUAAAAGCCAAAUUGCCCUCCUCUUUCACAGUGAGCUAACUUGUGAUUGACACUUUUUUCCUGGAUUUUUUAAUAUAUUUUAGAGUUAUAUUCUAAAAAGUAUUGCAUAACCUAGACAAUAAGCCUAAACGCAAGAAGAUCUAAAGUCCUAUAAUACCGAAUAACUGUCUCCACGUCAAUUGUGUUACACUUCCUAUUGAUGCUUCAUACCUUCUUCAAACAUGUUCUUCUUUGGGGCCAAAAUCUGACCAACUGAAAACCCUGGGCAGUCACAGAAUUUAGCUGUGUACUGGCUGCGCAGCCUGCUUGACUGGGUGACAAAAUCUUUUUUCAUAAAUGAAUUUCCUAGUGUGUAGGCUGUAAGAAGAUUUUUAGACCCUAUCUCUGUUCCCAGCCAUCGCUUCAGAGUCUAAUGAGAAUUCUCUUGCCUGUCCAUUCUCAAUAUGCCAAGAUGAUAAUUGUAAUGGGAGAGUAGCCAUGUCAGUGGGCUUUGUCCUGUGUUCCUAAGAAUCCUCUGGUUUGGAUGUGACAGCAAAAUGUGUGCCCACAUGGCCGGCUGCUGAGUAAUAAUGCUGUACAUGAACAAGACUUCUCCUCGUGCUCCCAAGUGUACAGUCAUCAAUCGUAGAAGUUAAACUGGAAGAUGAAUAGUUGCUGCAAGAGAAGGUUAGUUUAGCUAGCCAACCCUUAAUCUAGUCUGUGCCAGGAUUUGCAUUUCUCUAAAUAGCUAGCCAACCACAGAGGUGUUGCAGAGGUGAACAUAAAUUCACGUUUGCCCUGUAGAUGCUGAGUGAGUUGCUGGUUCAUCUGGAGCUGCAGUACCCAAAGGCAUUGGGGAAAAUUCUCAGUGCUUGUCAAACAAGUCAUUAAAAAGAUCACCUUUUCCAGGAUUGCAUUGCUUGCGCUGCUGCCUUUUUGGCAUACUGUGCAUUGGUGUUGUCAGAGACAUGGUGCUCAAAAAAAGCCCCUGGCACUCUGCUCAGUGCAAAAGACAACAGACCUCAGAAAACUUUUGCCUGACAUGUCUCUACCCAGUGGUAAUAGCUAGUUUUGAGAACGACAAGCUGAAAUUCCCUGUUCCUCAGUCUUACAUUUCUUUUAAAACGGGAAAUCUUACUAAUCUCUAAAGCACUUGAUGGCCUAUGGAUGGAAACUGCUACGUGCAUACUAAGGAUUAGAACUAUUGAUUAUUAUUUGUGUCUAAGACUGUUCAGUUAUUCGUGUAAAGCACAUUCACUAAAUAAGCGUCAGUAGAAAGGCUUUCAGAAAUUGCCACAGCUGCAUUCCAAGACCUCAGAGGAGAAAACUGUGCUUUUGUGAGAUAUGUUGGAUAAGCAUUUUCUCUUCAUAUAUAAUAUCAAUAAUGUCUCCAGUGUUGGAGUAUACUUACAUUAAAUGGGCUUUGCAGUUGAUUAAGUGCCUUAACUUUGGUUCAACAUUUAUUCAGCAGCAAAACCUGAUUAUUGCUUUGUGCCGUAGAAUAAAAAUCUGUUUUUAUAGAAAGAUUCUUAUAUUCAAGUUAGUUACUGCUGCAGUUACUCUGUAGGUAAGUACAUGAGCUAUUCUCUACUCAGCCAUAGCUCACAAUCCAGUUUGGACAUUAGAAUUUGUUUUAUUGAGAGGAAACAUUGAUAUCAUUACCCUGUUGACUGUAGUACAUUAAUUGCUUAAGUGUAAGCUGUAAAAUGUCUCAUACCACAGUUAUGAUAAAUCUUUUUUUGGCAUCCAACUUUGAAACAAACCUGAAGCAACUGUGAAAAUAACAGUAGGUAUUUGUUUUAAACAUAAGACUUUUUUUUUUGUAUUUUUAUUCUAUUUUUAGGAUUUCGAAUUAGAAUAUCACAGGCUGCUGCAUAAUUGGGUAGGACAUAAUGGGACUCUGCCAGAAGUGCAUGCAAAUCAUUAGUAAUUUCAGAUUAAUUGCUGAUCGGUUUGUAUAGUAUCUAUUUUGAAAUUAAAAGAAGAACUAGAUUAUCUCCAAACCAGCAAAUUCAGUCUGUAGGCACACAUCCAUUUAAGAAAAGUGUCAGAAGCUUUACAAGGGUUUGAAGGAAAACUCCACGAGGGCACUUAAAGGUCUUCCAUUGGGACUGGAGAGCACUCUUCACAACACAAGAGAGAAAACUGGGCUGGGGAUCGAGUUGGUUGCCUUUACUUUCCCCCCUCCCCCAGGAACCAGAUUAGUCAAACUUUCAACAAAGCAGGACCUGCACAGCUUGUCCUAGAACUGUACCCCUAGUAACCUGUGCUGCAUCAAGAACCUAAGAAAUGUCCUGGUAGAUUACUUUUCCUACCAACCAAUGCUGCCAGCAUCACUAAGUUAGGGUCUGCCUAUCUUAGCAUACUCUACCUGCAGUAGAGUAAGCCUCACUCUCCCUUAAAAGGCAUGUGUGUGAGAGCAGAAAAGAGGAAAUGGUGGGACCGGGUUUUCUUCCGGAUCAUCUACUUGGCAGCAGAGUAGGUGACUCAUUUGGAGUCAGCAGCUGCUCUGACCAGGGAUGAGUCCGUGCCGGGGGAGCAGGGAGUGAAAGGCCUGUGGUUCUGGUAUCCUGCUCCGCCAACCGAAGCAGCGCAAUGGCAUGAGCAGGCCCGUCCCUGCAGGUCCCAGCUGGAGCCAAGCUGGCUGGAACUUACUGCACAGAAGUGGAGUGCCGUGUCUGUAGGUUUGUUUCAUCACGUAGGCAGCAAUGUGAUUUUGGAUGGUGCCCUCUGAACCCAGGAGUGACAAGCUCUUUGCAUCUGUCACCAGGGCACUCAAGUGGCCAGAUCAUCUAAGUAGAGACUUUAGUGCAGUUUGCAAGCUGCCACCGCUGCUACGGGGGUGGAUUGGCAGAAGAGAGUCAGGCCUUUUGCUUCCUCGUCGCUCCUUUGAGCUUCAGAAGCGGGAGCUCCCUGCAAGCCCAGCAGUGCUGGGCUGUUUCAUUGGCAAACGGGGCAGGCGUAGCCUGUGCCGUUUCAUGGGUGAGCCUGGAGGAGGAUGGGGCUGUCCAUUGAAUUCCUCAGUUACUCCUCUAGUGAAAUGGUGCAUUAACUGAUCAGCUUUAAAAAACUUGGCUGGUCAGUACCAGCCUCUCACAGUAAGCUGUUACUACCUAUGUCUAUAAUGGUAUUUUCUUGUGCUAUUACAAAAAAAAAAAAAUUCACCUUUUUUCUGAUAUAGGAUUGCUGUGCUAAGCCAGUGCAGCCCUUUAGAGAACCUGAAAAGACAUUUUAAGUGAAUUCCGUAUGAACUAAUGUGAACGCUAAAAUGUGAUUUUUUUUUUUUAAUUUUAAUUUGCAGAUUGUAUGUGCUCCAUUUUGAUUCUGGUGUUUGAUACUGCUGUAAGCUAUUGUAAACUGUCUUUUAUCAAACUGUUAGACUACUCAAAGGAUCAUAUUAAUCUACAUGUACCUGUUCGCGACUCAGACUUCCCCAUCUGUCAGUAUGUCCUAAUGUACCAAUACAAAACCACGUAAGAGAUGUUGUUUAGCUUACAAUUUUGAGCCAGUUGCAUGUCACUGUUACCAGCAUUGAUAUUUUUAUGAGUAACUAGUGGCCUGUGAAUUUCACUUGUAGAAUUAUAAAUGAUCUUUUAUUUCUUUAUCAUUGAGCUUUCUGACAUUCAAAAGAUUGUGAAUAACUCUCUUAACUGUGCAAACUGACAUGUAUAUAGAUGAACUAUGGUUAGGUUCUCCUUUAAUAGUUAAUAUCCAUCAUUAAGGCUCUUAGUUCAAAUAAGGUAUAUUGUGAAUUUCUGAGCAAGAUUAUUGAAACUUCAAUUAUUUUAGUAAUCUAACAUCUUAAGUGAAUUUUGUAUUUCAAAGACAAAAUAAAAUUGAAUAUAUCUAUUUUAA
Molecule: messenger RNA, 6724 nt
Organism: Struthio camelus australis
Lineage: Eukaryota; Metazoa; Chordata; Aves; Struthioniformes; Struthionidae
Gene: CYP7B1
Product: cytochrome P450 family 7 subfamily B member 1
Biological process (GO): bile acid biosynthetic process; cholesterol homeostasis
Molecular function (GO): heme binding; oxysterol 7-alpha-hydroxylase activity; iron ion binding
Source: RefSeq, a predicted model, not a curated record